Molecule: messenger RNA, 207 nt
Organism: Funneliformis caledonium
Lineage: Eukaryota; Fungi; Glomeromycota; Glomeromycetes; Glomerales; Glomeraceae
Source: the annotation of a GenBank genome assembly
AUGGCAUUUCUUAUUGAUAGUAAUAUUAGGUGUGAUGGUGGUGUUGAGCUUGAUAUUAAGCUUCUUAGUAAUGACAGUGGGUUUGGUGAGUGUGAAGAUAAUAGUAAGUUUGGUAGGUGUGAAAAUGGUGGUAGGUUUGACAGAUAUGGAAAUAGUGGUAGGUUUGACAGAUAUAAAAAUGGUGGUAGGUUCAUCAGCAACAAGUAA